GCGUUGAUUAUCCAUCCCUCGAUCACAACGCCGACCUGGCGACCGCAAAGUGAGAUAAAUCAGCGCCCGUGAAAUGAGCCACCCCCACUACCUUCGUUGCAAGAUCUGUAUUUAAGACCGUGAUUUCGGAAUACACCCCAGACUGAUAUCCUACAAAUGGUUUGUCGUCUGCGGAUUAUUCGGGCUUCAGCAUAGCCACAAAUAUGAGAAUGUUUCUUAAAAUAAAGUUUAUCUUGAGAUUUACGUAAGGAGUCGUAUAAGCGGAUUAUCAAUCACUUUCUCAUUUGUGAAAUAUUAAAAGAUUCGUCGCACGUGAUCAAGUGUCUGUUGUAGUUUUGUCCUUUAUGUAACAUAAAUAUAUGUAUGCCCGUGUUCGAUUACAAUCCGGGCCCUAACCUAUUCUCAUGCAUUGCAUAGCAUACUCGUGGUCACAGUGAUUGUAAAACUAAAUUGAAGAAUAUGCAGCGCGUUAUUAAAUGUCCGAAACGAUAUUUACCUUCGGUGAACGACAUUUUUAAGUUGGCGUCAACUGUUGCGGGAAAAUACGAGUCGGUACUGAGUAGACCUAAUUUCAGACUAGUCCUGAAUCGCGCCCUUCGAAUCUCACAAUGCCUGUCGUUUCAGGGUCAAAUGCGUAUGCGAAUGCAUAAGGAGGUAUGCGCCAUUUAUACCGUUUUACGACGCAGCGGAUUCGAUAGUGAUUCAAAACUACGCUGCUUUUAUAAUGCCAGAUGCUUCUGUACCACAGGUACGAACAAUAGCAAUAAGGCGGCGAGUGGCGGUGGUUCUGGAGAGCCCUCAUCUCAAAGCUCAGGAGAUAAUCCGAAUAAAAAUGACAAUGAAAAAGUUUCUGGUCUUAUUUCCAAGUAUUUAAUGUGGCUUACAUUUUUCUGGCUGAUUGUCAGCUUCGUGACCAUGCUAACACCGAAUAAUAGUCAACGGGAGCAGAUUGUGUACGUGUCCUGGAAUGAUUUUCUCCAUCACAUGCUCUCCAAAGGUGAAGUGAAAGAGUUGAUACUUCGACCUCAAAUAGACAUGGUAAUUAUAAUCUUACACCCAGACGCUGUAAUUAAAGGCCGUAAGAUUGGAAACGUUACACACCUAAUGACGGUAGGCGACUUAGAUCGUUUCGAAGAAAAAUUGAGAGCUGCUGAAGACAAACUCAACAUAAGACAAGAGGAUCGAGUGCCAAUUUCCUAUGAUCGCGGUCAUAUUACUACAGGCCAAACGAUGAUGGUUCUUCUUGCAGGUGCUCUACUUGCAUUUCUUAUCAGUCGCCUUCGUUCUGUAAAACCGUCUAUCAAUAUGGAAGGCUUUCGCCAAAUGACUCGUGCGAAAUUCACUCUUGUUGAUCCAUUAACUGGUAGGGGCAAGGGUGUACGCUUUGACGAUGUCGCUGGCCUGAAGGAGGCAAAGACCGAAGUGAUGGAAUUUGUUGAUUACUUGAAACAUCCAGAGCAUUACAAAACUCUAGGGGCGAAGGUACCGAAAGGUGCUAUACUUUUGGGUCCUCCUGGUUGCGGAAAAACACUCUUGGCCAAGGCUGUAGCAACAGAGGCAAAUGUACCGUUUUUGUCUAUGAAUGGCUCGGAGUUCAUUGAAAUGAUUGGUGGGUUGGGUGCAGCUAGGGUUAGAGACUUAUUUAAGGAAGCAAAAUCACGGGCGCCUUGCAUAAUAUAUAUCGAUGAGAUCGAUGCAAUCGGGAAAAAACGGUCCUCAGGAAUGUCAGAUAGUGGUUCGUCAUCUAGCGAGUCUGAUCAGACGUUGAAUCAACUGCUGGUAGAAAUGGAUGGAAUGGCUUCUAAAGAAGGUGUCAUUAUGCUAGCAUCGACAAAUCGAGCAGAUGUGUUAGAUAAGGCUCUACUUAGACCUGGCAGAUUCGACAGGCAUAUAUUGAUCGAUUUACCAACAGUUGAUGAGCGAGAGCAAAUAUUCAAGCAUCAUCUCAAGGGAAUAAAGCUGGAACAAGGACCCGAGGUGUAUUCCAAGAGGUUGGCUUACCUCACUCCUGGAUUCAGCGGAGCGGAUAUUGCAAACGUUUGCAAUGAAGCAGCGUUGCACGCAGCCAGAUUCAAAAAAAAAAUCGUAGGCUCUGUAGAUCUUGAAUACGCAGUCGAACGUAUGGUAGGAGGAACAGAAAAGAGACAACAUGCGAUGUCACCUACAGAAAAACGUACAGUAGCGUAUCAUGAAGCUGGGCAUGCUCUUGUUGGAUGGAUGCUAGAGCAUACCGAUGCCCUAUUGAAGGUCUCUAUCAUUCCAAGAACUAAUCUUGCCCUGGGAUUUGCACAGUAUACACCUACUGAUCAAAAGCUAUAUACUACAGAGCAGCUGUUCGACCGAAUGUGCAUGGCUCUUGGCGGUCGAGUGGCCGAAAGUGUCACAUUUAAUCGAGUCACAACCGGAGCUCAAAAUGAUCUGACAAAGGUUACCGAAAUGGCUUAUGCCCAGGUGCAACAAUUUGGCAUGAAUUCUACAGUGGGUUUGCUAUCGUUUGAUAAAGAAGUAACCGGUCAGAAAUCCAAAAAACCCUACAGCAAGAAGCUCGCUAAUAUGAUGGAUGUAGAAGCAAGGCGAUUGAUUAGCCAGGCCUAUAAAAGAACCGAACAAGUACUUAUUGCUGAAAGAGACAAACUUGUGCUGUUAGCCGAAACACUGUUGGAUAAGGAAACAUUAAACUACAACGAUGUCGUAGCAUUGAUUGGCCCACCUCCACAUGGGCGAAAAAAUUUAAUUGAACCAGCUGACUUUGAAGCAUCCGUCGGUUCACUCCAGGACACCACGCAGCCCUCGUCGACCAAACCUAUAGAAACAAACGAUUCCGAACCAAGUUCCAGCUAGUAAUCUGCAGAAGAAAGAUUUACCGGCAUAUCUUCUCAUCGUGUGUUGGUGACGGACAGAGUGGCAAUGUUUAUUGACUAUGGUAUUGACUAUGACUUCGUUGCAUUAUGGUUGGACGUCUUCUCUAAGGUUUAAACAACACUUACAGAACUCGGUUCACCUAUAUAGCUGUUGUCACUGUAAUCAAUUACAAGAACAUGUAAAUAGAGCGCAAGAAAAACAGUGCACCUAUUCCAACAGCAGAUGUUGAAUAUGGGUUUGCAGUUCUUACUAGAGGGCAGUUGCAUUGACUACGCACCAUAUCUUUAGGGCGAGAUGAAAGAAAGCAAAUAAAUGAAUGUAUUGAUGAAAAA
Neodiprion fabricii is the source of this 3194-nucleotide messenger RNA. It is a transcript of the gene Spg7, whose product is annotated as paraplegin. Gene Ontology annotation, cellular component: membrane; m-AAA complex. The transcript has 10 exons. Bases 460 to 2841 code for a protein of 793 amino acids. The record is from RefSeq and is a predicted model, not a curated record. NCBI's taxonomy places the organism in Eukaryota, Metazoa, Arthropoda, Insecta, Hymenoptera, Diprionidae. Gene Ontology annotation, molecular function: ATP-dependent peptidase activity; ATP hydrolysis activity; zinc ion binding. Gene Ontology annotation, biological process: mitochondrial protein processing; protein-containing complex assembly.